This is a messenger RNA of Cyprinus carpio (common carp), 2147 nucleotides long. Its product is annotated as sclerostin-like. The record is from RefSeq and is a predicted model, not a curated record. Gene Ontology annotation, biological process: negative regulation of Wnt signaling pathway; negative regulation of BMP signaling pathway; ossification. NCBI's taxonomy places the organism in Eukaryota, Metazoa, Chordata, Actinopteri, Cypriniformes, Cyprinidae. Gene Ontology annotation, molecular function: BMP binding.
CUAAACCUGUGGUACUUUAAAAAGGCAAGCCUCUCACGAGGAGAAGAAAUCCGGUAAGAGUUUGCCCGCUGAACGUCUCGUUCUCUAUUGCAGUAUGCAGGUGUCUCUAGCGCUCGUGCACUGCAGCGCGCGGCUGUUGCUGCUACUGGGAUGUUUCACAGCUGCGCACGGAUGGAGAGCUUUAAAAAAUGAUGCGACAGAAAUUAUACCUGAAUACACGGAGGACACGAAUAGACCCGAGGAGCAGAUACAACUUUCUGACAACAACACAAUGAACCGAGCUAAGAACGGAGGAAGGAGGUCAUCAGCCAACUCACGUACUUAUAGAGCCUCUGAACUAAGCUGCCGGGAGCUGCGUUCUACACGCUACAUUACAGAUGGAUCUUGUCGCAGUGUCAAACCUGUGAAGGAACUGGUGUGUUCUGGUCAGUGCCUUCCAGCUCACCUUAUGCCAAACUCAAUUCUAAGGGGAAAAUGGUGGAGAAGCAGUUCAUCUGAUUUUCGCUGCAUUCCCGCUCACUCCCGCACCCAGCGGAUACAGCUCCAGUGUCCUAACGGACCCAACCGGACAUACAAAAUCAGAGUAGUCACAUCUUGCAAGUGCAAACGCUACACUCGCCAUCACAACCAAUCGGACGUCAAGGAGUUGUCCACCAAGAAGCCCCGACGCAAUAAGAAACACCGUAGCAAAGUGCCAUCAGUCAACAGCAAUUCGUACUGAGGGGAAAACAUAAACUGAUACAGAAACUCUUUCCUGCACACAUACAAAUACACCUAUAGACAUAUCCACACAUAUUUCAGAAACUGCAAUCCUAAACUACAAGGGAAGGAAUAAACACAUUAGCUUUUAACAAACUUCUUGGUGUGCCAACAAGUUUCCAAUGUAUUUCAGAUGUCUCACUGUUUGUGUGUGCUCUUGAGCUGAAAUAGUCGCAGUUUGAUCACAGAAUGCCAGCGGACUAAUGGACACUUGAGUAAAAGACGUAGGCUGUUAUGUGAGAUUAGUUCAGGGAAUGUGAUAGCUCAUGAUUUUUGGAGGAAAGAGGAAUAACUCCAUAUAUUCUUGCCCAAGCAGGUCAUUUCAAGUUUGAAGUUCAUUAAAAGGGUAAGCUAACUACGGGGAAACACACUGAGCGCUCAACCGAUCCACCAAGCGCUCAUGUGAAUGUUUGCGUACCAGAUUUGUCAUCUUUUGGGACUGGGAGCAGUGUGUGAUUUGACCGUCCACCCGUGUCGGGCCCAAAAGACACGCCGCUGCUGACAGAUCGCUGAGGCCCAAUUCUUAACCUUGGUCAGUUUUAUCACAUGUGAGUUUCUGCAACUUCACAUUUCCACAUGAAUCUGAUCGGAACUGGCAGUUAUGGAGAGUUGUGUCAGCCCUCUGUGGUCCAAGUCCCUGGAGGUCAAGAACCGCAAACGAUAUUCCUGUGACUUGUCCUAAUUACCAAAUAGUUCCAUUCCUGUGUUUAGGAUUUGAGUCAUAAAAAGCUAUUUCCUCUAGACAUGGUCAGUUCCUGUUUGUUAGAACAACCGAAAAAGAGGCCCACAUGUGUGCAAGAAUCUGCAGCAAUUCCUCGCGGGUAAAUAACCUUUCUGCACCCUCCUUCAAUGGAAACCAUUUGGAGAUAUUCAGCUAUCUGCAAUCGCUAGUAGGUUACCUAUUUCCAUUACUGAAGUCUACAGCAAAGAUGUCAUCCUUCUUGUCUUGUGACUGUAAAAGGAGAGACAAAUAAGUGAACCAAACUUUGAAAUUGUGGUCUGGAUGUCGAUUUUUACACAGGAUAAAGAGAUAAGAGAAUGCCAGUUGUUUUUGUUUUUUUUCCAAUUUUUUUUUUUAUUGUGUAUUUGAAAUAGCAACUGGAAGGGAUUUUUAUAAUGUAAGCAGACUUUCCAUGAAUAGAAACUUGUACAUACUAUACCUGUGCGGCCUCAUUGAGUGGUAUCCUUCUCCAACGAAUGGAUAAACACUCUCUGUCCGACCAAAAGACCAUUGCAAAGAAUGAAUUGCGUAUUUAUUUUUUUUAAAUUUCAUCAUUUAAAUUAUUUAUGCAAUCCUUUUGUAGAAAAUAAUAGCCAUUAUUGUACUAUAUGUAAUUAUAGCGAAUUUCAUAAUGAGAAAGAGUACAUGAAUAAAGUUAAGCAACAUA